This is a messenger RNA of Angiostrongylus costaricensis, 3816 nucleotides long. Lineage: Eukaryota; Metazoa; Nematoda; Chromadorea; Rhabditida; Metastrongylidae. The record is from the annotation of a GenBank genome assembly.
GGUGUUAAUGGUGAUGCUCCGAGGAAACUAUCGGACAAGUUGGGCAACAUAUUCAAAACCGGGAAUAGGCAAGGAUUAAUGGAUUACAGCCGCAGCAGCUUUCGUCAGUAUUGGAUGCCAGACUCCACAGGGAAGGAAUGUUAUCAAUGCGAGGAGCGAUUUUCGACAUUUCGAAGAAGACAUCACUGUCGUCUUUGUGGUCAGAUAUUCUGUGCAAGAUGCUGUAACAUCCAUAUGCCAGGGUCUUCCCUAGGUUUGUCCAUCUGCUUGUCGGUUUUUGUGUAUUUCUCACUAGGGUUUUUUGCAGGGGCAAUUGUUGAAAAUUCUUUCGCUCCAAAUAUGAUCAAACCGCCAUCCCUACUAUGUGUCAACGACCUAUACAUAAGUCGUGAAAACCGACCCAACUCUCAAGUCACUAGUACAAAAAAUCGUUUGCGGGAUGAGGAAGAAUCCGGUCCUGAUUGGUUUCGCAAUAUGGAUCCUGAUACAAUAACUCCUGUGAAAGACGAUUUUGUAAGAUUUUCAUUUCACGUAAUAUGCCAAUGUUUUUUUUCUAAACCUUUCCACCAGAAAACUCGUGGUACUAUUGGUUGUGCGAUUGAAAGUCGCUUCGACCCUCUUCCAAUUUCUCAAACUAUAAAAGUUGACGUUGCUAAGCGACAUGAUCACAUGGAUAUUCGUCCGUAUGUGCACGUAAAAAAACUUUUUGUGAAUCAGGAUCAACCAAACGUCGAGCUUAUAUGGGGCGUGGUGUGCAAUAAAAGCGUGAUUCAUAACUCAAUGGCAGAUCCCGUGAAAGAUGCGUCUGUUAUGAUUGUAGCAGGAGAUAUAGAAUAUGAACGAGUUCCUGGACGGCUUUCUACUUUGGAACCGAUUCUUAAUCAAGAAGGGGAAUUUUUAGCCAAGCAGGUUGAACGGAUUCUAUCCCGACGUCCUUCCGUCCUGUUGGUGGAAGGGAACGUGUCGAGAUUGGCAUUGGAGUUAUUGUGCCAUGCUGGUGUACGCGUUGUGGUAAAUGUUAGCAUGCGAGUCCUCCAUAGAGUCGCACGUUCAACUGGGGCCGACAUACUGCCAAGCUCUGAUGCUCAGUUAAUCCAGCAAAACAUUGGAUUUUGCCCACACUUCUCCCAGCGAACUGUUGAGUUCAAAGAUGGACGUCAAAAACUUUUUUUGGUUUUCAAUGAAUGUCAUCCAGAUCGAGGAUGCAGCGUACUACUUAAAGGUUCAGACGCUCGGGAAUUGAAGGUUGUAAAACGUAUUCUUCUGUUUCUCAUCACGGUUCAGUAUUCUUCUCUCCUAGAGAAGGCAUUUUUAAACAUGUUUAAUGUUCGAAUGUCGCAUCAAAUCUCAAACUGUGAAGUGUGCGAGGCUCGUCGUGAAGCCGUUAACCAAAACAGCGAAAAGUCCGAUUUCGUAAAGUCCCUUAAUUCGAGCAUCUUAUCCGCUUCACCUUUUAUUUACUACGAGUCUCCAUAUCUUGAGUCAGCUAAAGGAAAAAAUUGCUCUUUGAUUCCAUAUUUCAAUCUACCAGUCUACCAUUUCUAUACGAAUGAUGAUUUUGAUGCUCGUCAAAUUGAGGAAAAAAUCGAAGUGCAAUCUAUUCCUCGUCAUAAUUAUGCCAUAAACGGAGCUCGUGAUGCUGGGAAAAUGGGCGAUUUAAACUCUUUUCGUGCUCUAGGUGGUGCAAUUUUCAAGAAGCGCCUUAGGUGUCGUCGUCUGGAAAGGUCUACUCAGACAGAUAGUAAGGUAAGACUUUUACUGAUGGCUGUGUUUGUUGUUUCUAAAGAUCUUUACCAGGAACGUCAGAGAUUGCGUCGGCACGACAUGCUGGAUCCGUAUGUACAUCAACGUGUUGCGGUGCUUUUCGGAUCAUUUUCUGGCAAGUCGCCGAACGCGCCCUACUUCUGUGUUCGCCCUUGGGUAGUCAGUAUGGAAUUUUAUGGACUCCAUGACAUGACUCUUGGAGAGUUUCUUACAAAGUUCUGCUUUAGCAAGUCCUAUGAGUGUCCCUCUUCAAACUGCGAAGUUCCAAUGCUUGAUCACUCUAGGAAACUUGUUUAUGGUCGUGUGUGCGUUGAGAUUACAACACAGAUUGUGGUCAGUAAUACAGAGGAAUCGUCUGUUAAUAGCACUUCUCAUGGACAAGUCUUUGCCUGGAACUAUUGUGGCAGUUGUAAAAUAUCUUCACCUGUCACCGCAAUGAAUAGUACCGUAUGGCAUUUAUCGUUUGGAAAAUACCUUGACUACCUUGCAUACUCAACUUUCUCAAAGGUGUGGGAUGUUUACAUAACAUGUGUUUCUAUUUAUUAUUGUUUUAAUUUACAAGUGUGGUAUUUGCAGUGUUCACACUGUUUUUUCCACGAGCUUACGCAUUUUUAUUCUCAAGGCAACUACAUUGCGAGUUUUAAAGUGACGCCGAUUCGCCCAUACAAUGUGCAAUUCUCACCGAUACAGUGCCAAAUAGUACCCAUUCAGUAUAGUAAACAAACCCUACUGGAUGGUGUGACAAGGUAUUUUAGCCUCACUUCUUUGUUAAAUAGUCAUCAUCGAGCAAAUGGGGAGUUGAGAGCUGUUGAUAAAAUGACUUUCCCUUCAAAUGACAUUUAUGCGAACGAAGCUCUAAUGUACAUCCGUGAGGCUAUAUACCAACUUAUUACUGUGUGGAACGAACAAAGCGCAUCCCUCGCAGUAUUAUUUCCGUUUUUUGUAGUUGAUGUGUACAUUUAUUCAAAGAGUAAUGAUCCUUUCCCACCCUAUUUGCAUCUCGGACUUGAGCUUAAGCCUCGAGUUGGUGUUAUCGUUAGGGACAUCGUGGACUCAAGAGGGAACUACAGACCAGACAUUGGUAGUAUCAUAGCGUAUGCAUUGUCUACAGUGAACUACGAGGAAGGAAAUUGUGCUAAAGGGUUUCAUGCCACACUUAACUCUAGUGCAACCAAUGUUGCAUUAGAAGAAGAACCUUUGGGCACCGAACACGUCGAAUUCGAGUUCCAGGACAAUCAGGCUUCUUACUAUGUUAAGGCAUAUUAUGCGGAGAAAUUUCGUCAGUUACGCAAACUAUUGUUUACCGAGGGUGAAGAAGCAUUUACGCGAUCUCUAUCUCAAAGUACAUUCUGGACACCACAGGGUGGUAAAUCUGGAUCGUUUUUCUACCGAACUCAAGAUGACCGCUUUGUCAUUAAACAAAUGUCGCGUUUUGAAAUACAGUCCUUUGUCCAGUUUGCGCCUCACUACUUCGAAUACAUAAAGACAGCAGUUGCUGAGAACAAACUGACGUCUUUAUGCAAGGUAUACGGCGUAUUUCGAGUAGGGUACAAAAGCAAAACAGCACAAAUGAAGGCGGAUAUUUUGGUCAUGGAGUACUUGUUCUACAAGUGCAAUGUCGAUCAAGUGUGGGAUCUGAAAGGUUCUCUCAGGAAUCGGUUGGACAGUACAGGAAAAAGCACGUCCGACCUUGUACUGCUGGAUGAGAACCUAAUGAAAGAUCUUUGGAACAAGCAGCUUUACAUCUACCCCCAUGCUAAAGCGGCUCUUAACCAGGCAAUCAGCAAUGAUAGCCAUUUCUUGAGUUCUCAGCAUGUGAUGGACUACUCUCUGCUUGUUGGAGUCGAUGAAACGAACGGUGAGCUGAUACUUGGUAUUGUUGACUACAUGCGAACCUACACACUAGAUAAGCGAUUCUUCACCAACGAAUUCAGAAGUUGGAGUCAUGGGUUAAGAUUGUCGCCAUCCCGGGCGUUCUCUGAUGCUAUAGACACAUAUUUUCCGGUAAUACCAGACCAAUGGACAGGUCUUGGAUCUGCAGUAUCAUACUAG